UUGGCCAAAAUAAAAUAGUUGGCCUAAAGAAAGCUUAAGCUGUCGGAGUGACGCCGUCCGGUGUCAGCCACAGCUCUCCGACAGCGCUUUCUCUUAUUCCUUAGGGUUCCGGAGGGCAUAUCUCGCUUCUUUUAACCCUAUUUAUUCCACAAUCAACACAAAACCACCAACAAAAUAUUGUAUAUCGACUUUGAUCAGUUGAUGAUGCUUCGCAAAAGAGCAACUACUCAAACAUAUUCAAGACCGCACCUUUCAAAGAAAUCAAGGAAAGAAGAAGAAGACAUGAUCACCCAAUUACCGGAAGACGUUCGCCGCCACAUUCUCUCGUUCUUGUCUACUAAACACGCCGUGUCCACUACCAUCCUUUCAAGAAGUUGGAAAAACCUAUGGACCUUGGCUUCAACCAAAAACCUAGAGCUUGACGACAGCAUACUCCUCCAUCCCGAAAGUAAUUCCGAAACCAUUCACCACCAUCCUUCUUUAUUUUCUGAUUUCGUGAACCGUGUACUCGGCCUCAUCAGUGUGCCAUGUAUUCAAACACUCAAACUCUGUUGCUCCUACCCUUACGACCCAGAUCACAUAAAUUGUUGGUUACAUACGGCAUGCAAAUACAAUGUCAGUGAGGUUAAUAUCAGAGUAUACGGUCAAAACCCUAUCAAAUUGCCUUCGAAUUUGUACGGUAGUACUUGGCUGGUUGUACUGAAAUUAAACGCGAAUGUAAGUCUCGACUUUCGGGACUCCAUCUCUUUUCCAAGACUCAAGGUGCUUUGGAUAAAGGUUUAUGACACAAACGAUGUUAACUUGACGCAGAAGCUUUUCAGAGAUCACAUCUGCCCUAUUCUUGAAGAGUUGUUCAUAGAGGGUGAAAUAUUGGAUGAGAAUAGCAGAGUGGUUUUGUUGGUGAUAUUGAGUUCACUUAAGAGGUUGAAAAUUGAAUACCGUUUGGCACAUAGUUUUCAGGGUGGUAUUGAGUACAAUUUUGUGUUGCAUUGCCCUAACCUUGAGUGCCUUGAUCUCCGUGAUGACUUCUUGGCCAAGUAUAGUGCUAGGGAUUUGAAAGUUCUUGACUAUGCAAAGAUUAGUAUUGGAUACCCCUGUGCAGAUUAUGCGGCAUUUGAUCUUUAUGGCGAUGUAAAUCCCUCCAAUCGUGCGUUUGAGGUCCUCAAAGAACUCUCUAAUGUCAAGUCUCUAUCAUUAUCUGGUGGUACUACAAAGGCUCUCAGUUGUUCAUAUGAGACUGCACAACAUACCGGUUUAGAUGAUGAUGAUGAAGAUGCAUUACUCAUCCGCUUGAGAAAUUUUGAGCUGUAUUUUCGAUUUUUGACCUUUUUGGAGCUGGGUUUCCGUACCUGUGAGAGCUGGAGUUUAUUGCCCUUAUUACUGCAUAGCUCGCCUAAUGUGGAGUACCUUAUCUUAAAGAAGGAAUUGGAUUUAACUAGUUGUCGUUACAAAACAGUAUUCUUCUGGAGACCGGAAGGACCUGUUCCGGAAUGCAUGUCUCUUCAUCUCAGAGAAAUCGAGAUCUGGGGAUUUCAGGGGGAAUCGCAGGAGUUGGCAACUGUAGAGUUUUUUUUGGGGCAUGCAGAAGUGUUGCAAAAGAUGACUAUUCAUGUCCAAGAAGCAUCACCAAACAUGAUGUUUUCCGAGCAUGUGUUACAAAUCCCCAGAGUUUCAGAAGCAUGUGAAGUGGAGAUAAUAUCAACAAAAAGUUGCAUACAAUGAAAUUUUUUCAUAGACCAAAUCACGUUUACUGAUUGAAAAAAAUUAAUGAAAUCAAGAGUUGUUGAGAGUUUUUGUCCACUGAUGUUUUUCAACCUUCUUUUCU
Rosa rugosa (rugosa rose) is the source of this 1825-nucleotide messenger RNA. Its product is annotated as F-box/LRR-repeat protein At4g14103-like. The transcript is spliced from 3 exons. Lineage: Eukaryota; Viridiplantae; Streptophyta; Magnoliopsida; Rosales; Rosaceae. Gene Ontology annotation, molecular function: protein binding. The coding region runs from base 202 to 1722 and encodes 506 amino acids. The record is from RefSeq and is a predicted model, not a curated record.